UAACCUUAUAAUCAAAUCGACAAUUACAAAAUUCCAAUUCCGACAACGACGUUACAUAAUUGCGUAACUCAAAGCCACUCCUCAAUUCCGUCCUGUUGCCGUCUGACGUAACCUCACGCGCCAUUCCCGGCGACUUCACCUUUUCUUAUGUCAUCAUCUCCGUACACUCUCCUACUCAUGCGGCUCACGCGCUUUUCCAAUCGCCAACCGGCGAUUAUCCUUUAUACCCUUCCCUCUUUCUUCCAUCAUUCUCCGAUCAAUUCUCUUCUUCAUUCUUUCCAUCAAUGGGUGAGAUUACCGAAUCCUCCACACAGGUAACCAUGUCAUCAAGGCCAUUACCCUUCCGUGAGGAUUGUUGGAGCGAACAAGCUACAUGGACCCUUGUUGAUGCUUGGGGACGUCGUUAUAUGGAAUUGAACCGUGGAAAUCUCCGUCAGAAGGAUUGGCAACAGGUCUCCGAUUCCGUUAAUGCCCUUCAUGGACAUUCGAGGAAGACUCACCGAACCGAUGUUCAAUGUAAGAAUCGGAUUGAUACCUUGAAGAAGAAGUACAAAGUUGAGAAGGCAAAAAUUAUUGAGUCUAACGGAACCCUAACGUCAUCCUGGCCCUUCUUCGAACGGCUUGAUAUGUUGAUCGAAAACUCCGAUAAGAAAGUUACGCCGGUGAUGGUGUCUCUGUUACCUAUACCGAUGUCCUCACCGCCUAUGGGAGUACCGUUGCCUUACCGGAGAUCGGCGGUGGUGACACCGGUUAGUUUACCUCAGAAGCGGCAGUUGCCGGCUUUUGAUGAAUCCUGUUUCAGGAGAAAUUAUUCGGCUGUAGCUGCUGCUGCGGCAGCAGGAGGAGGGGAAGAGGAUUAUGAUGACGAGGAGGAGGAUGUGGAGAUGACUGAAGAGAGUUGGGAAGAGGAUGGGAUGAGGAGGCUGGCGAAGGCUAUAGAGAGUUUUGGAGAGAUAUAUGAGAGAGUUGAAGGGAUGAAACAGAGACAAAUGGUGGAGCUGGAGAAGCAGAGGAUGCAGUUUGCUAAAGAUUUGGAGGUUCAAAGGAUGCAGUUGUUUAUGGAUACACAAGUUCAGCUUGAAAAGAUUAAGCAUACUAAGCGGUCUGGCUCUAAUGAUCUGUAUAGCUAGCUCUGUGGUGAAAGAGCAAUUAAAAAGAACCAGGAUUGCGAGAUUAUGGACGAGUAUUAUGGAGCAAUCCAGUCGGUACUUGUAGUCAACUUUUCUUUGUUUAUCUCCAAGUUCAUAUCUAAUGAUGACCCUAGUUUAACUGAUUAUUACUUUUUUUUAGCAGGAAUAGUUGGUACUUGUAGUCAACUUUUCUUUUAUUUUAGCGGAUCUAAAAUACAGCAUUAGCCCGUUUUGAAAAUUUUCUGUAUUGAAAUCAAGGGUUACCUUUUUUAACAUUUUGUUUGCUAUUCCAUGAAUCAGACAAUGGUGCAUCAACAAGGUUAUUGUGACAUGCAUUCUCUAUGAACUGCCUAUGUCACAUUUUUCAUAUGUCAAACAAGUCAAAUAGGAUUUCGAAGUGGGCAUUGAAGGCUUUCGCCUAUUUUUUUCUGGAAACUUUGUGCCUAUUCAAAUUAGAAAAUCACAUUGCAAAAGUUUGGUAGAUAGAACAAUCCCAGUGCAAGGUGCAGAUUACAAUAAUUAUUUUGGUGACACUCUU
Messenger RNA from Solanum pennellii, 1668 nucleotides. RefSeq names its product trihelix transcription factor ASIL2-like. The transcript is spliced from 2 exons. NCBI's taxonomy places the organism in Eukaryota, Viridiplantae, Streptophyta, Magnoliopsida, Solanales, Solanaceae. Gene Ontology annotation, cellular component: nucleus. The record is from RefSeq and is a predicted model, not a curated record. The coding region runs from base 285 to 1130 and encodes 281 amino acids. Gene Ontology annotation, molecular function: transcription cis-regulatory region binding.